AUGGGACAACAACAACAACGACCAACAGUAUUACGACAACAAUUACCACAACUAGCAGAAAAACCACCACCAUUAUCAGGAUCAAAACCACAAGCAUUACAACAAAAAAUAUCGCAAGGAAAACAACAAGCACGAAAACCACCACAAAACGCAUCAAUACAACCCCCACCAGAAUCAGCAUCAGCCAUUGCGACUAUGAUCAGAGAGAGCAGCAGAAAAAAGAGACCGAGUACUGCGCCUUUGAAGGCAUCAUCAGUCAAAUGUGACACUCGAGAGUUGAUUCUGAAGUCAGAUCCUUUACCAAAUGAAACAAUCGUCGCGAUACAUCCAAAUAUAUUGAAUAUCACACAGGAAUCGUCAGAAGAUGAGCAACGCCAAGUUAAUGACGAUGUUGAAGUUACUGAAAACCUGCCGCCGCCGUCGUUCACACCGCCGCCUCGCUACAGUUUACUACCACCAUAUACUCCUUAA
Didymodactylos carnosus is the source of this 471-nucleotide messenger RNA. Lineage: Eukaryota; Metazoa; Rotifera; Eurotatoria; Philodinida; Philodinidae. The record is from the annotation of a GenBank genome assembly.